Striga hermonthica is the source of this 2346-nucleotide messenger RNA. Lineage: Eukaryota; Viridiplantae; Streptophyta; Magnoliopsida; Lamiales; Orobanchaceae. The record is from the annotation of a GenBank genome assembly.
AUGAGGAGAGGAAAGAGUGAAGCGGCGCAAAUGGCAAGCCUAAACCUAAUGCCGACAAAAUGCUAUUAUAGGGCCGAUUUCGCACGUGCAUUUCGACGCCAACACAAGGUCUCGCGUGUGCGAAAAUUCCUCAGUGUACUGAUUGAGGAUUCAGAGAAGACAGUUCCACUGAUUGAGGAUUCAGAGAGGCAUCACAGGGAGCUUCUCGUUUGCUGGGAUCGUGGUUGCAUGAAUGAAGAGCCAAGCGAAUUUCAUCUGGCGGGUGAUAUUCUGACUGCGAAUGACAUAUCCAAACUAGGUGCAGAACUGGCAGCUCUUAAGAAUCCAGGACAACUUAAAGUCCAUUCAGGCGGGAUUGUAUGGAAGAAACAAGGAGGUGGCAAGGCUGUUGAAGUUGAUAAAUCUGAUUUGAUGGGGCUUACGUGGAUGAAGGUUCCGAGGUCUAAUCAACUUGGAGUUCGAAACAAAGAUGGCCUUCGCUAUAAAUUCACUGGUUUUCGGGAUCAGGAUGUUGCUAGUCUGUCUACAUUUUUCCAGUCUAAUUUUGGGAAAACUCCAGAGGAGAAGCAGCUCUCUGUUAGUGGAAAAAACUGGGGAGAGGUUGAUUUAAAUGGGAAUACACUCAAUUUUCUGGUGGGUGAUGACACAACUGGUGCCAAUGAGAAAGAUUCAUUAAUGGAAAUAAGGUUCCACAUCCCCAAUUCGAACACUCAAUUUGUCGGGGAUGAAAAUCACCCUUCUGCUCAGGUGUUCAAAGAGGAGAUUGUCUCUGUGGCAGAUGUUGGAGCUGGAGGUGAGGAGGCCGUUGUUACUUUUGAUGGAAUUGCCAUACUCACCCCAAGGGGACGAUAUAGCGUUGGACUUCAUCUCUCAUUUUUGCGUCUUCAAGGACAAGCUAAUGAUUUCAAAAUUAAGUACAGCAGUGUCGUUCGUGUCUUUUGGCUACCUAAGUCUAAUCAACCACAUACCUUCGCUAUUGUGACUCUUGACCCGCCAAUUAGGAAAGGUCAAACUUUGUGUCCCCAUAUUGUGAUGCAGUUUGAGACCGAUGCUGUGAUAGACACCACCUUAUCAAUGAGUGAUGAGCUUUAUAAUACCAGGUACAAGGACAAGCUCCAGCCAGAGCAUAAGGGACUGAUCCAUGAAAUCUUUAUUACAAUUUUGCGUGGUUUGUCUGGUGCUAAAGUUACGAAACCAGGGAAGUUCCGUAGCAGUCAGGAUGGUUACGCCGUGAAAUCAUCUCUUAAAGCUGAAGAUGGAGUUAUUUAUCCACUUGAAAAGAGCUUUUUCUUUUUACCCAAACCACCCACUCUCAUUCUGCAUGAGGAGAUCGACUAUGUGGAGUUUCAGAGGCAUACGGCUGGGGGUUCGAAUAUGCAUUACUUUGAUCUUCUCAUCAGGCUCAAGACCGAGCAGGAGCACCUUUUCCGAAAUAUUCAGAGAAAUGAAUACCACAAUCUCUUUACAUUUGUCAAAGAAAAAGGUCUGAAGAUUAUGAACUUGAAUUUGGGUGGCCUUCAGACAACUGAAGGAGUUGUGGCUGUUCUCCAGAGUAAUAUUGAUGACCCUGUGGAUUAUCAUAUCGAAAUAAUCAAGAAUGCAGCUAUCGACGCUGAUGAGAGAGAAUCCAAUGCUAACGACAGUGGAGAGGAGAAAGAGGGCUUUCCCGUGGAUGAGAAGAGGUCAAUCUCUGUGAUUCCGACUACUUUAGAGAGGGCUUACAAGGACGGUGUCUUACAUAGUAAUCUUGGUCUCGCGAACGGCCCGUACAAAACCCACGGUCGGGUAUUUGUACUUGAGAGCCAGAAUAUGACCAACAAUGUGGCCUCAACCUCUGCUGGAGAUGCCAUGCAAAAUUUUCGGAGUGGCGCUUCCACGUCGAAACUCAAUACAGAGGUUGUUACUAUUGAUGGGAGGGAGAGAGGGGGGGCUGGUCGAGAAUCCCGUCCCUGCUUCCUGUUCGGGAGCGACUUUUCAACCCAAACAGAGCUAUUUUUCCCGUUUUCGGGUAGAAGCCAUAGAAUGGAGAUGGACUUGAGUCAAUUCUCGUUGGUUGGUCAGUCCCUACCGACCUGGGGUAGUUGGCUGGCUUUGAUGCAAGGCGGCGAGGACGACGAGAAGGCACGCAUUUUCCUAACUGAUGGAAUAAGGUCUAUUAACUUGCUCAACAUGCACCCGACACUAGACGAGAUGUGGGUGACUCAUAAUCGGGUGAGCUUCAUUGGUAGCCCUGGGGCGGGAAGCCAUUGCGCUUGCGAAGUGCAGCUAGUUUCGGACUCGUUCUGCUAUUGCGCCAAAUUAGUUGUGUUUCUGCUUGAGGACGCCAAGGAGUCUCUCCUUGAUUAG